UUGUGUUCGAAUCAGUAGGUCUCCUGUUAUAUCUGAGUUUUGCCUCGACCUGUCAAUCCGUUUUUGAUCCUAUUGCCACUCCUAACCAAUUCCUUAAAAUUGACUCAAAAGAUUCAUGACCAGAACGGAACUUGCUGCUCCAAAAAAAGCAGGUGAUAUGGGGAAAUCCCAGCUUAAAAAAGCAGGUGAUAUGGGGAAAUCCCAGCUUUUUUAUUUGCUUUUGUAUAACACAUUUGAGGCCUUUUCUUAAGCCUUUCCUGUUCAUAGCUGAGUUUUUUUUUAAUCAACUUUGAAGAAAAAUCGUUAUUCUAAGAACCUUGUUUGGAUCGUGAUUUUUUGUAGAAAAAUUUUACGUUUUUUAAACACAUUUUUCAGUUAUUUUUUUAUUUUAUAUAUAUCAAAUUGUUACAGUAUGUUUUUUUAACAAAACUCCUAAAAAUAGCAAUCUAAAUGGGAUAAAGUUGUUUUUUUGGCUAAGCUUCUGCAAAAGUCAAAACUAUAGGGACCGCUGUUCACCACAGAAGACGGACUUUUCUUGCUAAUUGGGUAUUCAAUUUUGACUAUAAGAUCCACAUUUUACACUAUUUACCAAUAUACCACAAAAAUAUUCCUAUAUGCUGAUUUUAGCAUGUUUAGCUUUUACUACACAACUAAUUCAUUAACUUUUCGAGAUAAAACAAUUUAUGAAAGUAGAAUCAUUCAUAACUUUUCAUUUGGGGGUUGGAGGGAGAGAACCAACCUCCAAACCAAAUAGGUGACUUAAAUUACGGCUCAAUUCACCAUUUAGAUGCACAUAUUUACAUUUCUCGUCCCUUUGCAUAUAUGAAUUUGGUGGAUUGAAUUUCACUUUUGGAAACACAGACACCUUAGGCCCUUCUUGGCCAAUGCCUAUUGAGCAAUCCUUACACAAAUCUUUUUCUACAGUAACAAAAGCUUGUCAGAAACUAAUUCUUUUAUUACACUAAGAAAAAUUGGUUAUCAGAAAUGUUAUAGAUAUAACCCUGCAGUUUUGAUCCUUCUCAUGUAUAAGUAAAUAUGAUUGUAAUUGUUCCUUUUUUCCUCUUUUCUAUUUUGUUUAUUGAGCUUAAUGAUCAGUGAAAUCAUGCAAUCCUACUCAAAGCAAGUGGCAGAACUGCAUGAGGUGAUAAUCAGAAUGGUAUUUGAAAGCUAUGGGGUUGAGAAAUACUAUGAAUCUUUCAGAGAAUCAAUAGCUUAUGUGUGUCGAGUCAACAAGUACAGAGCAGCAACCAAGUUCACUGAGAAAUAUGUAGGUUUGGUUGCCCAUGCAUACAGACUUGAGUUUCAUGACCAUACUUCAUCAAAAUCAAGUCAAUGGUUUGGAGGUCAGGUCCAAUGAUGGAAGUUGGAUUCCAGUUGAUUUUCCUCCCUCGUCCUUCGCUGUUGUUGCUGGUGAUGCAUUGAUGGCAUGGAGCAAUGGCAGGAUACAUUCCAUUCAUCAUCGAGUCAUGAUGGCAUCAGAAGAGCCAAGAUACUCGAUUUUGUUGUUCGCCUACAAGAAAGGGAUAGUGGAACCACCAGAAGAGCUAGUCGAUGAGCAACACCCUUUACUGUUUAAGCCAUUUGACAAUCUUGAUUUGGUUUCUUUGGCCUACACAGAAAGGGUGAUCGUAACUGAAGAUAAGCUCAAAGUCCUUUUGGCACUUAAGGACACCAUUUGUCCCUCUUGAAGUGCUGGUGGUGGCUGCAUCACCUAAUUUACAUGAUACACAUUGGUGUUCAAGAACUACAUAUAUAUUUUAAAGGAUACACGUUUCU
Coffea arabica (coffee) is the source of this 1776-nucleotide messenger RNA. The record is from RefSeq and is a predicted model, not a curated record. Lineage: Eukaryota; Viridiplantae; Streptophyta; Magnoliopsida; Gentianales; Rubiaceae.